Molecule: messenger RNA, 1599 nt
Organism: Daktulosphaira vitifoliae (grape phylloxera)
Lineage: Eukaryota; Metazoa; Arthropoda; Insecta; Hemiptera; Phylloxeridae
Product: hyaluronan mediated motility receptor-like
Exons: 6
Coding region: 276-1409 (377 amino acids)
Source: RefSeq, a predicted model, not a curated record
UCUUUUAACGGUUUUCUUAUUGUGCUCAAAUCCAUAUCCUUCGGUCACGGUCGCAAUAUUUCCUUUAUGUUUAAACGAACCCUCUUUUUACAUCUUCCUCAGUCUUUGUUAAACUAGUAUUUUUUGGCGCUUCUUAUUUCUCAUUCUGUGUCAGUUAUUGAACUUUUAUUUAAUUGUUUAUGUAUCGUUUUAUCAAUAAAAUUAUUUUAAACUAAUUUUGUAUUUUUAAUUAUUAAACGUAUAAACAUAAUUUUUAAUUCUUAUUUUUAAAAACCAUGUCAUUUAUUAAAAGUAAAAUUAAACGAUUUAAUGAAAUACCAAGUUGUGCUCCGCCACCUGGAACAUAUGAUCCGAGAAGCCCUGGCCCUAAAAGAAUAAAAGGUCAUAAGAUUAAUACUGCUGAAAGGUUUAAGAAACCUUCUGGAUUGCAACCUAAGUCAAUAACUGUCAAUACUACAUUUAAAAUUCCUUCGAAUUUCAGUUCACAAAGUUCGAUUUAUACUGAAUGUUCAAAAAAAUCAAAAAAAAGUUUGACUUCUAAAAAUAUGAUUAAAAAUGAAAUUGAAAAUCAAAACCAACCAGAAAAACCAAAUUUUGGAUUAAUUAAAUAUGAUAUAGAACAAGUAGAUUGUAAAACUGAAAGUUCCAAUAAUAAAUGUAAUAACUAUUUCCAAUUAUGCUAUAAGAUACAUGAACAAACUACACAAAAUCAAGUAUGCAAAGUUGUUAUAGAAAAUUCACAGGCUGCAUUGCAUGCUGUAUGUCAGCGUCUACGUGAUACGUGUGAUGAAAAUGAGAUUUUGCGUAAUGAAUCUGCUAAGUUAAGGGAAGAAAUAGGAGAUAUUAAGUGUUUUGAAAAAAUAGCUGCUGAACAGAUUGCCAUUGUUGAGGAAAAUUUGAUAGAUAAAGUCAAUAAUUACAUGAAUAUUGCCAAAAAUGUUAAAAAUAAUUGGUUGAAUAAGAUAAAAUUUAUAUUGACUGCUUUGGAUCAACUAGAAAAUAUGGUUGGUGAUGAAGUUAAACAACUAAUACAGAAACUUAAAAUUGAUAUUGAAUCAGAAAAGUAUGAUAAUAAAGAACUUGGUUAUACAGAUCUUUUAAAAAAAUAUGAUAUUUUAACUGAAAAAAAUAGUCAAUUAGAAGAAGAGUUAGAGAAAAAAGAUGAUUUAGAAAGAAAAAUUAUUGAAUUGACAAAUGAAAAAAAUGACUUGGUGGCUAAAUUACAAAAUAAUAAAUCUAGGCUUAAUAUACCGUGCAAAAAUAGAUUGGAUGCGUUAGCAACUCCUCGUCGUCGUGCUGAUAUUGAAAAUAUUGCACCUAAAAAUAAAACUUAUGUACUGAAAAGUAAUACUUUAAAAACAACUAAACCUGUUGCACAAUCAUCUCCUUUAAGAGAGAAAAAUUGGUAAUAAAUUCUAUUUAAUUACCAUUUAAAUUACAUUUUAUUUUGUUUGUACUUAUUUAUUCUUUUUUAUUAUAAGAUUAUGACAUUAUUUUUGUAGUAUUAUAAUAAAAAAAUUUUAUUUGUUUCACUAUUUACUAGUGAACUUGGCUUUUGUACUACUAUUAUCACUAGCAUCAAACAAUUUUCAUUUUUUA